AUGGAAAGAGAAAAUUUAAUUAGAGCGCUCCAAGCUACCACUUCUUCAACGAAUCAGAAGGAAGCAGCUGCAUAUCUCGAACAGAACAUGAGAUUAGUAGGCUUUACUCCUCUUUUACUUCAUAUCAUUAUGGAUGAGGAAGUGGAUUGUUCUGCUCGACAAGCGGCUGUCAUUUACUUGAAGAAUGUUAUUAACAGACACUGGGUCAUGGAUGAAGAUGAUAAACAAUCAUUUACUCUUUCCGAACAAGAUAAACACCUUAUUCGUGAGCUUAUCAUAGAUGCCAUUGUAGCUUCACCUGAAGCAGUUAGAGUCCAAUUAUGCACUACAGUUGGAAUAAUCACGAGGCACGAUUUUCCAAAAAAUUGGCCUUACUUACCACAAAAAGUUGCAGUUUUAUUACAUUCAGUGGAUGGACCAUCUUGGCUAGGAGCUCUUUUGGUUAUACGACGUUUAGUUAAACUCUAUGAAUAUCGCCGGGUGAAAGAGAAAAAACCGUUAGUAGAAACAAUGGGCCUUCUGAUGCCAAUGCUUCUAGAACGUCUCAUUACUUUGAUGCCAGAUGCUUCUCAAGAAUCUUGUUUGCUUCAAAAGCUUAUUCUAAAGAUAUUUUAUGGGCUUGUUCAGUUUUCCUUGAAUCUGGAAAUGUUCACGGGUCAAUCCUUGGCGCAGUGGUUGGAGCAAUUUCGAUUGAUUAUCGGAAGAGCAGUACCAGAAGAAGUGAACACAGUUGAUGAAGAUGAUCGUGAAAGAACAGUGUGGUGGAAAUGUAAGAAGUGGGCCUCUGCAAUUGUUGAGCGUAUUUUUGAAAGAUAUGGGUCCCCAGGACAAGUGCAACUGAAUUACUCGGAAUUUGCGGAAAAUUAUAUGGCGCACUUUGCAAUUCCAAUCUUGAACACAUGUCUACAGGUUCUAGAUGGUUAUCGGAAUGGGAAUUAUGUAUCAUCUCGAGUGCUACAUUCUCUGUUGCAAUACAUCGAUAUAGCCAUUUCACAAUCACGGACUUGGAAAAUCAUUAAGCCUCACUGUCAGGGAAUUGUGCGAAGCGUGCUAUUUCCAUUAUUGAAAUAUUCUGAUGAAGAUGAAGAGUUGUGGAACGACUCACCAGAAGAAUUUGUUCGCAUCAAAUAUGAUGUAUACGAUGAAUUGCACAAUCCGGCAGUUGCAGCAGCAAACGUGCUAACUGGUUUUGCGAAAAGAAAAGAUAUGCUACAACCCAUAUUGGAAUUUUCGUUAAACUUGCUUAAUGGUUCGAAUGUAAAUCCACGUGAUCAAGAAGGCGCUCUACGCAUUCUGGGAGAACUUUUUGCUGCUUUAACGAAAAGCAAGAAAUACAGAUGUGCUGUUGAUGAAUUAGUAGAGAGAUUUAUAAUCUCAAAAAUUGCUCAUCCAAUACGAUUCAUACGCUGCAGAGCAUGCUGGACUAUAAGGCAGUUUGCUAGUGGUAAAUUAUCUGGUAGCCGAAUAACACAUAUUUAUGAAGAACUGGUAAAAAGGUUAGCUGACGUUGGUGAAGAAUUACCCGUGAAAGUGGAAGCUGCGAUGGCUAUACAGCACAUGUUGGAAGCGCAGACAAAAUAUCGUUCGGUACUGAAGCCUCAUGUUCAUUCAGUCAUUAUCGAAGUAUUGCGACUUGUUGCUCGAGCUGAAAUAGAAGAAAUGACGAACGUUAUGGAAGUACUGCUGGAAGAUUUCGUUGAAGAUAUUAUUCCUAUCGCCGUUAAUGCAAACAUUUUCUUGCAAAUUUCCUUAUCGGAGAAUCAAGAAGAUGACCGCACAGUGACUGUGAUGGGUAUCUUGACUACCUUGGGCUCAGUGCUAGAUAUGGUAGAAGACAAUCAAGAUGUACUUUAUCAUAUCGAAGAACAAGUGCGCAGAGUGAUUAAGUCUGUUCUGGACCGCGGACAGAUCGAUUACUACGAAGAAGUUUUGGCAUUAGCAAAUUCGGUGAUUACAUACUCUAUAAGUGAACCAAUGUGGGAAAUAUUCUUCGAUAUUCAUAAACUAGCAAUCAGUCAGGACGGGAUAGUUUUUGUUGAUGUGAUGCCCGUACUGCACUCAUAUUUGACGGUGGAUACCGAUGGCUUUUUAGCCCGUCCAGAGCGUCUUAGAGCUUUCGUAGAAAUUGCCGUAAAUAUGUUUAAUGAAGAUACGGAGGAAAAUGACCAGGUACAUGCAGCUAAACUACUCGAGUGCCUUAUUUUGGAAUGUCAGGGUAAAAUCAACAAUUUAGUACCAGAUCUCAUUCAGCUGAUCCUUACUCGGCUCCAUCAGCCAAUUGAAGACUGCAAAACUUUAAAACCUGCACUUCUUUUGGUAGUGAUAGCUGGUUUGUAUUAUGAUACAGAUAUGUUUGUGAACCUGUUACCUCAAUUGCAACCUCACGGAACUAAUACAUUAAAUUACUUGGUCAACGAGCUUUUAUCAUUAGCACAUUGUCUGGAAGGUGUUCAUGACCGUAAAAUGGCUAUAAUAGGUUUAUGCACCAUGGCAAGGCUAUCUGCUAUCCAUAGACCUACUCUGAUUGACGAGAAAGCGCAGCAGAUCAAUGAAUUACUUGUUACGCUUUUGAUUGGUCUUCAGAAAGCGAUGAAAAUCAAAGCGGAAAAUCGUUUAGCCAACGAAAAGGAAUCUGAUAUUAAAGAAACUGAGGAGGAAGUUGGACGGGAUGAAGACUUGGCAGAUAGCGAAGAUGAAAUAGAUGAAGAUAUUCUCGAAUAUCUAGAAACCUUGGCGGAACAUCAGAAUAAGAAAGAAAGGAUUGGAGGUGACGCACAAACAUUUGAGUCAGAUUCUACAUCAACGUCAGAUAGCUGGGACGAAGACUCCAUGGAAGCAUAUUUUACUCCCAUCGAUAACGAUGAAACUGCGGACGUUUUUAUUUUUUAUAAAGAAACACUUGAUGCACUGAGAACAAGUAAUGAGAAGCUACUACUCUCUAUGACAACGUGUACCAAUUCGGAAAAACAAGUAGUACUGGAUGGAGUACUGCGGGUGUGUGAACAGCGAAUGUCGUUGGCGAAAAGUAAGAAAGUAGAGCAGCAGGGAGGAUACGCCUUUAAAGUGGAUGCACCAGUACCGGAUACUUUCAAUUUUGCUGCAAAAAACAGUAAUCCUUAG
Messenger RNA from Brugia malayi, 3120 nucleotides. RefSeq lists its product as uncharacterized. Lineage: Eukaryota; Metazoa; Nematoda; Chromadorea; Rhabditida; Onchocercidae. Gene Ontology annotation, biological process: protein import into nucleus. The record is from RefSeq and is a predicted model, not a curated record. Gene Ontology annotation, molecular function: small GTPase binding. The transcript is spliced from 21 exons. The coding region runs from base 1 to 3120 and encodes 1039 amino acids. Gene Ontology annotation, cellular component: nuclear envelope; cytosol.